Molecule: messenger RNA, 865 nt
Organism: Apaloderma vittatum (bar-tailed trogon)
Lineage: Eukaryota; Metazoa; Chordata; Aves; Trogoniformes; Trogonidae
Gene: LYAR
Product: Ly1 antibody reactive
Exons: 6
Biological process (GO): rRNA processing; negative regulation of transcription by RNA polymerase II
Cellular component (GO): nucleolus
Molecular function (GO): DNA binding
Source: RefSeq, a predicted model, not a curated record
AUGGUGGUUUUCACCUGCGACGCGUGCGGAGAGUCCGUGAAGAAAGCCCAAGUGGAAAAACACGUGAACUUCUGCAGAAACUGCCAGUGCCUUUCCUGCAUGGACUGUGGCAAGGAGUUCUGGGGUGAUGAUUAUAAGGAACACGUGAAGUGUGUAAGUGAAGACCAGAAAUACGGUGGAAAAGAUUUUGAAGCCAAAACUAACAAAGGAGAUGCUAAACAACAGGAGUGGAUUCAGAAAAUUCAUGAAGUAAUGAAGAAGCCAAACAUAAGCCCUAAAGUGCGGAACAUUCUGGACCAAAUGCGUGUCUUUGAUAAUAUUCCAAGAAAAAAAGUAAAGUUUCAGAAUUGGAUGAAAAACAGUUUGAGAAUUACUGACAGCACUCUGCAAGACCAGGUGUGGGAUAUUUUCUCUGAAGCAACCAGAAAUAUUUCAAGUGAAAAAGAACAAGAAAAGCCACAACAGAAGGAACAGAGGCAGCCUGCAGAAACUGGGGAAAAAACAUUGGCAGAAGAAGACGGAAUUACGGAUGAUAAAAUUGAGAAGAAAAAGAAUAAGAGAGAACGAAAAGAAGAGAGACAAAAGAAUAAAAAGAAGGAGAAAAAAGACUUGAAAUUAGAAAACCAGUCAGAAGUGAAAAAGAGUAAAAAGUCCAAAAAAGGAAAGGAGAGCCCUGAGAAUGAAUUUGAAAUAAAUGGAAAUGGCCAUCAGCAUGAAAUGGAAGAGGAAACAAAUGUAAAGAAGCGCAAACAUAAGCAUGCGGAAGAGGAACCUCAUACUACAACAAAGAGAAUGAAAACUGAACACAUUUCAGAAGACGUGGAAGCAGAAGACACCAAUGGCAAUGAAGAAAACGUGGGAACAG